AUGGGACUCACUUACCGUACUUACCUUGAAGGAAGUUCGACUAUUUAUGGUUGUCUUAAAUGUAAAACACAUCUUUCUACUUCUGACGCCAUCAUAUCAAGACAAUUUCAUGGACAACAUGGUCAAGCAUAUUUGUUUGAAUCUGUAGUAAACGUUAAAUAUGGAAAAGCAGAGGAUAGAGAUAUGACAACCGGAUUACAUAGAGUUAGAGAUAUAUACUGUACACAGUGCUCAACAUUACUUGGUUGGACUUAUGUCAAGGCAUAUAGUAGCGAAAAUAAAUAUAAAGAAGGAAAGUUUAUUCUCGAAAAGAAACUAUUAACGGAUUUAUCGGCAAGGAUAUACAUCGAAAGCCGUGAUCUUGUUUAA
Rhizopus microsporus ATCC 52813 is the source of this 369-nucleotide messenger RNA. Its product is annotated as yippee-like protein. The record is from RefSeq and is a predicted model, not a curated record. The transcript is spliced from 4 exons. Bases 1 to 369 code for a protein of 122 amino acids. NCBI's taxonomy places the organism in Eukaryota, Fungi, Mucoromycota, Mucoromycetes, Mucorales, Rhizopodaceae. Gene Ontology annotation, cellular component: ubiquitin ligase complex.